This is a messenger RNA of Leucoraja erinaceus (little skate), 6961 nucleotides long. Its product is annotated as 5-hydroxytryptamine receptor 7-like. Gene Ontology annotation, cellular component: membrane; dendrite. Gene Ontology annotation, biological process: smooth muscle contraction; G protein-coupled receptor signaling pathway, coupled to cyclic nucleotide second messenger; circadian rhythm. Lineage: Eukaryota; Metazoa; Chordata; Chondrichthyes; Rajiformes; Rajidae. The record is from RefSeq and is a predicted model, not a curated record. The transcript has a single exon. Gene Ontology annotation, molecular function: G protein-coupled serotonin receptor activity; neurotransmitter receptor activity. The coding region runs from base 195 to 1049 and encodes 284 amino acids.
CUCCCUCUUCUAUUGUAAUAAUGGUUCAUACCAAAGAUAGAGUAACUUUGGAGUAACUUUGUGAGUCAGGCAUCAACUCUGGAGGAAAUGGAUGGGUGAUAUUUCAGGUCGGGACCCUUCUUCAGAGUCUGAAGUCACAAAACCCUGAAGGAGGGCCAUGAUCCUGAAACGCCACCUAUCCACAUUCUCGGGAGAUGCUACCCGGCCCGCUGAGUUACUCCGGCACUUUGUGUCUAUCAUGUUCCAAAUUUUUCCACUGCUUGAAUUUGUCUUUCAGAUACCUGGGAAUAACACGGCCACUGACAUACCCAGUGAGGCAAAAUGGGAGGUCCAUGGCCAGAAUGGUGAUGACUGUUUGGCUCCUGUCCGCGUCCAUAACCCUACCGCCAUUGUUUGGUUGGGCCAAGAAUGUCACGGCGGACCGGGUGUGCCUCAUUAGCCAAGACUUUGGUUACACCGUCUACUCCACGGGAGUGGCCUUCUAUAUCCCCAUGACUGUCAUGUUGAUUAUGUACUACCGGAUAUACAAAGCUGCGAAGGUGAGCGCGGAGAAGCACAAGUUCAUGGGCAUCCCCCGGCAGUACGAGCAGGAUGGUGUCUACAACAUGGAGGAGGAUGCCCGCGCCCACCGUGCCACCAAGCGGUCCAAGGCAGUGGAGGAGUGCGCCAUCUUGUCCAAGCUCCUCAAGCACGACCGCAAGAACAUCUCCAUCUUCAAAAGGGAGCAGAAGGCAGCGAGGACCCUGGGGAUCAUCGUGGGGGCCUUCACCUUCUGCUGGCUGCCCUUCUUCCUGCUGUCUGCCGCUCGCCCCUUCAUCUGCGGCAUCGAGUGCAGCUGCAUGCCCCUGCGCUUGGAGAGAACGUUGCUGUGGCUGGGCUACACCAACUCCCUCAUCAACCCGCUCAUCUACGCCUUCUUCAACCGCGACCUGAGGACUACUUUCUGGAACCUGCUGCGCUGCAAGUACAGGAACAUCAACAGGAGGCUGUCAGCCGCCAGCAUGCACGAGGCGCUCAAGGCCACCGAGAGACACGACUGCAUUUUGUAACCGCAGCCGCUGCUCCCCCUCCCUACGAGGAAGCGAGAAGCCAACCGAAAGCGGUAAUGACAAGAAGCAGCACUGCAACUACAGGGGACCAUGGUGUCAGAGGAGAAUGAGGUUGAGAGGGAGAGAGAGAUCUGCCAUGACUGAAUGGCAGAGUAGGCUCGAUGGGCCGAAUGGCCCAAUUCUGCUCCUAUCACAUGAACUUGUGAGAUCAGCCAUGAUUGCAUGGCGGAGUAGACUCGAGGGGCCGAAUGGCCUAAUUCUGCUGUGGGAACUUAUGAUUUCACAAAAUGUCUGAUCUCGUGUCGAUGCAGACAAAUACAUAUUAUAACUCCGGUUAUUCUCGUCAGCGAUCCAGCCGUGAAGAGCGACACAUUAUAUUUACUUUCAAACUGAUCGAUCAAAAAAUAAAAAUGGACAGACAAUAGAGCAAACCAUCAUUACAUCCAGUAGCAUCCACAGGAGAUGAGGAGAAAAAUGUGGAAGGAAAUCAGAGGAUGCUUGGACAGGUACACGGAUAGGAAAAGGUUCAGAGGGGAAUGGGCCAAACUCGGGAAGGUGGUACGAGCCUAUAUGGGGCAUCUUGGUCGGUGUGGGCAAGUUGGGCUGAAGGGCCUGUUGCAACUCCAUGGCAAGCAAGUUUCUGGAGGAGAUCUGAUCGGGUGAAGACGAUGAAUUUGGGAAUGAUCAAGAGGAUCGACCGAUCCUGCUGCGGCAGGAAUUCCCAGGCAAAACAGAAGGAAAUGGCCAUCACUGCCGUCAAAUGGGCUACACAAUGACUUUGACAGAAAAUCAGACUGAAUUACAUGGAGAAAUAUAUGGAGCAUAAACUGAAAUUGAAAAGAAGAAAAAAAAAAACGAGGACCGAGUCGGUCGAUUUAUAUUUGUAAUAUCCGAAAAUAUGAAACCAGGAUGCCUUCUUGUAAGGAAAUGUCGAUUUAUUUGCGAAAAAGCAAUCACAGCUGCAGAAGAAAGAAAUUUGCCUUAUGGACUUAUUGACUGUAUUUGAAGAAGUUACUGCUUAGGCUUGGGGCACAGUUGAAAAUUUGCAGUAUUAAAAUUCUACUUUUGUUUUGACAUUAACCAUCACAAGGAUGAUUGUCACGGUGCUGGAGUAACUCAACGGGACAGGCAGCACCUCUGGAGAGAAGUAACGGGUGAUGUUUCGGGUCGAGCUCUUUCUCACGUCACCCAUUCCUUCUCUCCAGAGAUGCUGCCAGUCCCGCUGAGUUACUCCAGCGUUUUGUGUCCAACAUUGGUUGAAACCAGCAUCUGUAAUUCCUUCCCAUGCAAGGACGAAUGUAUCAGGAUGAUGGAUAUCUUGCUCUUCGUUUUAACCCUUGGACACAAGGGUUUGGAGAACCCAAGAGGAUGGUCCAUGCUAAAUCUAGGCUGAAGCUUUGGCUGCCAUUAUAAGUAAACCUCAAAGCUACACAGGAGCACAGAUUCCGAAAUCCAUUCCAGCAUAAUUGGAAGAAAGAAAGACGAGCAUUUAACUUGCACCUUUCCUCACCUCAGGAUGUCCCAAAGCGCAUUAUAACCGAUUAAGUGUAAUUAUUGUUGAAAUGUAGUAAAUCAACCGUUAAUUUGUGAACAGGCAAAAAUGUGAUCAAAGUCUGGAUAGUUUACUGGUUAUUGUCUGAUACAUAAAUAUUGAACAGAAAACUAGAAAUGACUCUGCGGCAUUUUCUUUCUAAAAGUGUUGAGGAAAAGGGGUUGUAGGUGGGGGAGAAUGACAUUUGUUCUUGGCCACUUGCAGUAUAGUGAGUGACCAUGUACCAAACAAAAAGGACGCAGAGUGCUGGGGUAACUGAGCGGGUCAGGCAGCUUCACUGGAGAACCAUAAUAGGUGACGUUUCUGAUCGGGAAAAAGGUUCCAAAAUUCCCAGCACAUUAACACGACCCUACACACACUGGGGACAAUUGACCAUUUUACCAAGUCGAUUAACCUGCAAACCUGUGCUUCUUUGGAGUGCGGGAGGAAGCCGGAGAUCCCGGAGAAAACCCACACCGGUCAUGGGGAGAACAUGAAAACUCCAUACAGACAGAACCCGUAGACAUGAUCGAACCAGGUCUAUGGCGCUGCGAGGUAGCAACUCUACUACUGCACCAUCACGCCACCCUUUGUGUAGUGCCAUUGUGGCACCAUAUCUGAGGAAGGAUGUGCUGGCUCUGGAUGGGGUCCAGAGGAGGUUUACAAGAAUGAUCCCAGGAAUGAGUGGGUUAACAUAUGAUGAGCGUUUGAUGGCACUGGCCCUGUUCUAGCUGGAGUUUCAAAGUAUGAGGGUGGGACUACAUUGAAAUAUACAGAAUGAUGAAAGGCUGGGAUAGAGUGGAUGUGGGGUGCAUGUUUGCACUAGUGGGAGAGUCUAGGACUGAAUGUCUCAGAAUUAUAGGAUGUUCCUUUAGAAAGGCGAUGAGGAGGAAAAUACUUUAUUCAGAGGGUGAUGAAUCUGUGGAAUUCUUUGUUACAGAAGGCUGUGGGGCCUACUCAGUGGAUGUAUUUAAGGCAGAGACAGUUAGAUUCUUGAUUAGUACUGUGUCAGAGGUUAUGGGGAAAAUGGGAUUAGGAUGGAGAGAUAUAUUAGCUAGGAUUGAAUGGCGGAGUAGACUUGAUGGGCUGAAUGGCCAAAUUCUGCUCCUAUCUCUUAUUAACGUGCGAUCUCCGUGAUUGAAUGGCAGAGUAGACUUGAUGGGCCGAAUGGCCUUGUUCUGCUCUGGGAAUUUAUGAUUUCACAAAAUGCCUGAUCUCGUGUUGAUGCAGACAAAUACAUAUUGUAACUCUGGUUAUUGUGGUCAGCGAUCCAGCCGUGAAGAGCGACACAUUGUAUUUACUUUACAAACUGAUCGAUCAAUAAAUGUAAAUGGACAGACAAUAGAGAAAACCAUCAUUACAUCCAGUAGCAUCCACAGGAGAAGAGGAAAAGAAUGUGGAAAGAUAUCGGAGGAUGUUUGGACAGGUAUACGGAUAGGAAAAGGUUCGGAGGGGAAUGGGCCAAACACGGGCAGGUGGUACGAGCGUACAUGGGUCAUCUUGGUCGGUGUGGGCAAGUUGGGCUGAAGGGCCUGUUACCGUUCUGUACAACUCCAUGACAAGCAAGUUUCUGGAGGAGAUAUGGUCGGGUGAAGACGAUGAAUAUGGGAAUGAUCAAGAGGAUCGACCAAUCCUGCUGCGGCAGGAAUUCCCAGGCAAAACGGAAGGAAAUGGCCAUCACUGCCGUCAAACGGGUUAUACAUUGACUUUGAAAGAAAAUCAGACUGAAUUAUAUGGAGAAAUAUAUGGAGCGUAAACUGAAAUUGAAAAGAUGAAGAAAAAACCGAGGACCAAGUCGGUCGAUUUAUAUUUGUAAUAUCCGAAAAUAUGAAACCAGGAUGCCUUGUUGUAAGGAAAUGUUGAUUUAUUUGCGAAAAAGCAAUCACAGCUGCAGAAGAAAGAAAUUUGCCUUAUGGACUUAUUGACUGUAUUUGAAGAAGUUACUGCUUAGGCUUGGGGCACAGUUGAAAAUUUGCAGAAUUAAAAUUCUACUUUUGUUUUGACAUUAACCAUCACAAGGAUGAUUGUCACGGUGCUGGAGUAACUCAACGGGACAGGUAGCACCUCUGGAGAGAAGGAACGGGUGAUGUUUCGGGUCGAGCUCUUUCUCACGUCACCCAUUUCUUCUCUCCAGAGAUGCUGCCAGUCCCGCUGAGUUACUCCAGCGUUUUGUGUCCAACAUUGGUUGAAACCAGCAUCUGUAAUUUCUUCCCAUGCAAGGACGAAUGUAUCAGGAUGAUGGAUAUCUUGCUCUUCGUUUUAACCCUUGGACACAAGGGUUUGGAGAACCCAAGAGGAUGGUCCAUGCUAAAUCUAGGCUGAAGCUUUGGCUGCCAUUAUAAGUAAACCUCAAAGCUACACAGGAGCACAGAUUCCGAAAUCCAUUCCAGCGUAAUUGGAAGAAAGAAAGACGAGCAUUUAACUUGCACCUUUCCUCACCUCAGGAUGUCCCAAAGCGCAUUAUAACCGAUUAAGUGUAAUUAUUGUUGAAAUGUAGUAAAUCAACCGUUAAUUUGUGAACAGGCAAAAAUGUGAUCAAAGUCUGGAUAGUUUACUGGUUAUUGUCUGAUACAUAAAUAUUGAACAGAAAACUAGAAACGACUGCUGCUUUUUCUUUCUAAAAGUGUUGAGGAAAAGGGGAUGUAGGUGGGAGAGAAUGACAUUUGUUCUUGGCCACUUGCAGUAUAGUGAGUGACCAUGUACCAAACAAAAAGGACGCAGAGUGCUGGGGUAACUCAGCGGGCCAGGCAGCUUCACUGGAGAACCAUAAUAGGUGACGUUUCUGAUCGGGAAAAAGGUUCCAAAAUUCCCAGCACAUUAACACGACCCUACACACACUGGGGACAAUUGACCAUUUUACCAAGUCGAUUAACCUGCAAACCUGUGCUUCUUUGGAGUGCGGGAGGAAGCCGGAGAUCCCGGAGAAAACCCACACAGGUCACGGGGAGAACAUGAAAACUCCGUACAGACAGAACCCGUAGACAUGAUCGAACCAGGUCUAUGGCGCUGCGAGGUAGCAACUCUACUACUGCACCAUCACACCACCCUUUGUGUAGUGCCAUUGUGGCACCAUAUCUGAGGAAGAAUGUGCUGGCUCUGGAUGGGGUCCAGAGGAGGUUUACAAGAAUGAUCCAGGAAUGAGUGGGUUAACAUAUGAUGAGCGUUUGAUGGCACUGGCCCUGUUCUAGCUGGAAUUUCAAAGAAUGAGGGGUGGGACUACAUUAAAAUAUACAGAAUGAUGAAAGGCUUGGAUAUAGUGGAUGUGGGGUGUAUGUUUGCACUAGUGGGAGAGUCUAGGUCUGGAUGUCUCCGAAUUAUAGGAUGUUCCUUUAGAAAGGAGAUGAGGAGGAAUUUCUUUAUUCAGAGGGUGAUGAAUCUGUGGAAUUCUUUGCCACAGAAGGCUGUGGGGCCUAGUCAGUGGAUGUAUUUAAGGCAGAGACAGUUAGAUUCCUGAUUAGUACUGUGUCAGAGGUUAUGGGGAAAAUGGGAUUAGGAGGGAGAGAUAGAUUAGCUAGGAUUGAAUGACGGAUUAGACAUGAUGGGCCGAAUGGCCAAAUUCUGCUCCUAUCUCUUAUGAACGUGCGAUCUGCGUGAUGUUAUGGCAGAGUAGACUCGAUGGGCCGAAUGGCCUUGUUCUGCUCUGGGAAUUUAUGAUUUCACAAAAUGUCUGAUCUCGUGUCGAUGCAGACAAAUGCAUGUUGUAACUCCGGUAAUUCUGGUCAGCGAUCCAGCCGUGAAGAGCGACACAUUCUAUUUACUUUACAAACUGAUCGAUCAAACCAAAAAUUAAAAUGGACAGACAAGAGAGCAAACCAUCAUUACAUCCAGUAGCAUCCACAGGAGAAGAGGGAAAGAAUGUGGAAAGAUAUCGGAGGAUGUUUGGACAGGUAAACGGAUAGGAAAAGGUUCGGAGGGGAAUGGGCUAAACACGGGCAGGUGGUACGAGUGUACAUGGGGCAUCUUGGUCGGUGUGGGCAAGUUGGGCUGAAGGGCCUGUUACCGUUCUGUACAACUCCAUGACAAGCAAGUUUCUGGAGGAGAUAUGGUCGGGUGAAGACGAUGAAUAUGGGAAUGAUCAAGACGAUCGACUAAUCCUUCUGCGGCAGGAAUUCCCAGGCAAAACGGAAGGAAAUGGCCAUCACUGCCGUCAAACGGGUUAUACAUUGACUUUGACAGAAAAUCAGACUGAAUUACAUGGAGAAAUAUAUGGAACGUAAACUGAAAUUGAAAAGAUAAAGUAAAAUCCGAGGACCAAGUCGGUCGAUUUAUAUUUGUAAUAUCCGAAAAUAUGAAACCAGGAUGCCUUGUUGUAAGGAAAUGUCGAUUUAUAUGCGAAAAAGUAAUCACAGCUGCAGAAAAAAGAAACUUGCCUUAUGGACUU